Molecule: messenger RNA, 978 nt
Organism: Rotaria sordida
Lineage: Eukaryota; Metazoa; Rotifera; Eurotatoria; Philodinida; Philodinidae
Source: the annotation of a GenBank genome assembly
AUGACUCCUGGUCAUAUUGAAAGCCCUCUCAUUCAAGGUGCUCAACGAUAUCAACGUUUAACGCUGAUCAAUGGAGGUAGUAUACGUAUUAUUGACACAAAUAAUCUUGUUGUUGCUUCAAAUCCAAUAUGGGGUUACGAUUAUAAUCCUUCCUAUGGUACAUACAAUGGAAAGUUUACCAAAUUGAAUAUACUUUAUGCUAUGGCAUUAGAAAAUGCAGCAUCUUUGGCUGAUGUUGUUAACAAUACGACUGCAGCUCUUCAGUAUCGUCAACAAGCUGCAGCUGUACGAACUGCAGUGAACACUUAUCUCUACAAUUCUACUGCCAACUUUUACAUGAUUUCCGAUCAGCAAACUGUCGGUAUAGCUCAAGACACCAAUUCAUUGGCCAUUCUGUCUGGUAUUGCAUCCGAAUUGAACUCUAGUAUACCUCAGCGAUUGCUCGAGCAGAUGAAACAAAAGCUACGUGUGUUGGUUGCUAAUGGUACUGGAUAUCUAUCUACCACUGCGGACGGAAUUCCUUCGGGUACUUCGGUCAUUGUUUCACCAUUUAUCUCUUUUUUUCAUGCAGCAGCAGCUUUUGAACAAGAUAGAAGUGAUCUCGCGUUUGAUGUACUCGAUUCUGUUUGGUCACCUAUGGCCCAACCGGGUCCUUAUUUCACCGGCACAUUUUGGGAAUCAGAACGUCCUAAUGGCUAUCCUGGCGCUUCUACAAGUAUGGCACAUACUUGGAGCGCAGGAAUAACCCCAAUUCUGUCAAAAUAUGUGCUUGGAAUCAAGCCUAUGUCUGCUGGAUAUACUAAAUGGUCGAUUCGUCCUCAACCAGGCAAUCUUACGUGGGCUGCUGGAAGUGUUUGUACACCUCAUGGAAUUAUAACAGUCAAUUGGAAUAAUAGCCAUGCUGAAUUCAGAAUUGUAGUCAAUAUUCCUCGUUCCACAAGUGGUAUCUAUUCUAUGAAUCAUAAUUUUCAAUUUUGA